AAGCGUGCCGUCUGACCACUAGUAGUGGUUAAUAAAACUGUUAUUUGCUUUGUUAGUUAGUUUUAGAUUAUUUCCCGGACCAACUUCUUCCUCUUCUCUCUUCGUGGCUGGUUUCUUUACAUUGCGUUCUCCUGAUUUGGCGACUGUGUAAUUCCGAUAAAGUUUGCAGCCCUUGGUUGAAUCACAAUGGCAGUAUCUGCAAUUGGAUUUGAGGGUUAUGAAAAAAGGCUUGAAAUUUCCUUUUUUGAGCCUGGCAUCUUUGCUGAUCCUGAAGGAAAGGGUCUUCGGGCACUUACCAAAGCCCAGUUGGAUGAGAUUCUAGGUCCAGCUGAAUGCACCAUUGUUUCUUCAUUAUCUAACAAGCAAGUGGACUCCUAUGUCCUUUCUGAGUCUAGCCUCUUUGUCUAUCCAUACAAGAUUAUAAUCAAAACCUGUGGGACAACUAAGUUGCUUCUUGCUAUCCCACCCAUCUUGAAAUUGGCUGGCAGUCUAUCCCUUGCUGUAAAAUCUGUUAGGUAUACUCGUGGGAGUUUUAUAUUCCCUGGUGCUCAGCCAUUUCCUCACCGAAACUUCUCUGAAGAGGUUGCUGUUCUUGAUAACUAUUUCGGGAAGCUUGGCGCUGGUAGCAAGGCUUGUGUAAUGGGUGGGCUGGAUAAACAGAAAUGGCAUGUGUACUCUGCAUCUGCAGAACCUGUGACCGCCACUGGCCCGGUUUACACUCUAGAAAUGUGCUUGACUGGUUUGGACAGGGAUAAGGCGUCGGUUUUCUACAAAGACCAAUCAGGCUCGGCAGCUGUGAUGACCAUUAAUUCUGGCAUAAGGAAGAUCCUUCCAGAGUCUGAGAUAUGUGAUUUUGAGUUUGAACCCUGUGGUUACUCGAUGAAUGCGAUUGAAGGUGAUGCAAUUUCUACUAUUCAUGUUACCCCAGAAGAUGGAUUUAGCUAUGCAAGCUUUGAAGCUGUGGGAUAUAAUCUGAAAGAUAAGAAUCUGAAGCAGUUGGUCGGGAGGGUGUUGCAAUGCUUCAAACCGAGUGACUUUUCUGUAGCAGUUCACGUUGAUGUUGGUGGUGGUCAGUCACUUGAGCAGAGCUGCCUGCUGGACGUAAAAGAAUACUGUUGCGGAGAGAUGGGCAUUGAAGGGCUUGCAAGUGGAGGUUCCAUGAUGUACCAGAAAUUUAAGAGCACUGGUGGCUGUGGAUCACCAAGAUCAACUCUGAAAUGCUGCUGGAAAGAGGAAGAAGAGGAAGAAGAGUAGUUGAAAAUCUCUUUUAUGGUUUUAUGUUUUUGUUUUCUAUUAUAAAUAAAUUGCUCCUGGUUAGGAUGCAUGGCGUUUGUGUAUUUUAUCUUAUUUCGUGUCGUUAUGACUUGGUAUGAAAUAGUUUUAUAACUUUUGUUUUUCCAUAUGAAA
Gossypium raimondii (Peruvian cotton) is the source of this 1407-nucleotide messenger RNA. RefSeq names its product S-adenosylmethionine decarboxylase proenzyme. Bases 187 to 1254 code for a protein of 355 amino acids. NCBI's taxonomy places the organism in Eukaryota, Viridiplantae, Streptophyta, Magnoliopsida, Malvales, Malvaceae. The transcript has a single exon. Gene Ontology annotation, molecular function: adenosylmethionine decarboxylase activity. The record is from RefSeq and is a predicted model, not a curated record. Gene Ontology annotation, biological process: spermine biosynthetic process; spermidine biosynthetic process. Gene Ontology annotation, cellular component: cytosol.